Messenger RNA from Panicum virgatum (switchgrass), 429 nucleotides. RefSeq lists its product as uncharacterized. NCBI's taxonomy places the organism in Eukaryota, Viridiplantae, Streptophyta, Magnoliopsida, Poales, Poaceae. The coding region runs from base 1 to 429 and encodes 142 amino acids. The record is from RefSeq and is a predicted model, not a curated record. The transcript has a single exon.
AUGGACGCCUACUGCAGGGAGAUCAGGAAGCUCGAAACCAAGUUCUAUGGUUUGGAGUUCCACCACGUCUCCAGGGACGACAACGUGGCGGCUGACGCCCUAUCCAAGCUCGGAUCCAAGCGGUCCAUCGUACCACCUGGUGUAUUUGUUCAAGCACUCAACAGCCCUACGGUCAAGAUGGAAGAGGAGCCCCCCACAAAGCUCGACCUGGUCCCUGCCAUAGUGCAGGAGGUCCUAACACUCGACACCGACUGGCGUUCCCCAAUCAUCGACUUCAUCAAGAACAACAAAACCUACCCAAAGGGAAAGGAACACGAGAAGCUUGCUCGCCGGUCAAGCAACUAUUUCAUCAUAGGAACCGAGUUGUUCAGGCACUCGGCUUCCUCAGGAGCCCUGUGUAAAUGCAUCACACAGGACGAAGGAGUCUGA